Chironomus riparius is the source of this 876-nucleotide messenger RNA. The record is from the annotation of a GenBank genome assembly. NCBI's taxonomy places the organism in Eukaryota, Metazoa, Arthropoda, Insecta, Diptera, Chironomidae.
AUGUACUUAAUUAAAGCAAUUGUUUUUGUUAGUGCUUUUUAUUUUGGAAUAGCUAAAAGUGUCGAAUUUGAUGAUGAUCAUGAUAUUGGAUCAAGAGUUGUAGGUGGUGUGGAUGCAAAGGAUGGAUCUGCGCCUUAUCAAGUCUCACUUCAAAAAGGAAAAGGAAGACAUAAUUGCGGUGGCGCGAUCAUACAUCCUCGAUUCAUUGUUACUGCUGCUCAUUGCCUUGAUGGAUAUAAGCCAAAGGACUACGUAAUUAUGGCUGGAACCAAUAAACUUAGUGAAGGAAGUGUUUACUUUACUCCUGAUAAAUUCAUCAUCCAUAUUCGCCACAACUUGCCAUUUUAUUAUAACGAUAUUGGACUGAUUCGAUUGAAGGAAGAAAUAACAUUUACAGACAACAUUCAACCAAUUGAAUAUGAAUGGCGUGAAGUUCCUGUAGAUUCAGAAAUUAAAUUAACAGGAUGGGGAAGAGUCAAAGACGGGUCUAUUCCUGAUCAUUUGCAAGAAAUUCAAUUAACUCACAUUUCUUAUGAGAAAUGCAAAGAAGCACAUGGCAAAGAUGUCGAUUAUGGUCAUUUGUGUACAUACAAUAAAAUUGGGGAAGGAUCAUGUAAUGGAGAUUCUGGCGGUCCUUUAAUUUAUAAAGGAAAGCUCGCAGCUGUUGUCAACUUUGGAGUUCCUUGUGGCGUUGGAUAUCCUGAUGCUCAUGCCCGAAUUGCUUAUUACCACGAAUGGAUUCGUACCAACAUUGCCAAUAAUGAGUAAAAUUCAAGCAAUUCUUUAGAACCCAACGAUAAUUAUAAGUUUUAACUAUUUAAUUAUAUAAGGAACAAAAAUUAUUGUACUUACCGAUAUUCUUAACGAUGUAAAUAA